CGGCCCGGGAUGCCCCUCGGCUCGCCCCAGGCUCACGUCCCGAUCCUGGCUUGAGUGGCCCAGGGCGGGGGACCUGGAAGUUUUAGCCUCGCUGCUCCUGAGGCGGAUUAAUUAGCCCAAGAAACAUUAUAUUCAUGCUUAGGUGGAGAAAAGCAGGGCUAGAAUUGGAACCCAAAGCCCAGAAUGGCAGGAGAGGAUGUGGGGGCUCCACCCGAUCACCUCUGGGUUCACCAAGAGGGUAUCUACCGCGACGAAUACCAGCGCACGUGGGUGGCCGUCGUGGAAGAGGAGACGAGUUUCCUAAGGGCACGAGUCCAGCAAGUUCAGGUUCCCUUAGGUGACCCAGCUAGGCCAAGUCACCUUCUUACCUCCCAGCUACCUCUCAUGUGGCAACUCUACCCUGAGGAACGCUACAUGGAUAACAACUCUCGCUUGUGGCAGAUUCAGCAUCAUUUAAUGGUCAGGGGAGUACAGGAGCUGUUGCUUAAGCUUUUGCCUGAUGAUUAACCUGGUGCUGGGAUUCUAGGAAGAUAUGCUCCUCUGUUCUGUUCAGUAUAUGGCAAUCACUUCAUCCACCACUGCAGUGCACCCACCUGUGGGCCUGUGGGGAGGGAGUGGGUUGAAAAACUGCUCAAGAACACAGAAGCUUAGG
This is a messenger RNA of Zalophus californianus (California sea lion), 652 nucleotides long. It is a transcript of the gene MTCP1, whose product is annotated as mature T cell proliferation 1. Bases 184 to 507 code for a protein of 107 amino acids. NCBI's taxonomy places the organism in Eukaryota, Metazoa, Chordata, Mammalia, Carnivora, Otariidae. Gene Ontology annotation, biological process: positive regulation of peptidyl-serine phosphorylation. The transcript is spliced from 5 exons. Gene Ontology annotation, molecular function: protein serine/threonine kinase activator activity. The record is from RefSeq and is a predicted model, not a curated record.